Molecule: messenger RNA, 351 nt
Organism: Porites evermanni
Lineage: Eukaryota; Metazoa; Cnidaria; Anthozoa; Scleractinia; Poritidae
Source: the annotation of a GenBank genome assembly
GUAGGAAGUGGAAAGUCGACUCUUCUCGCAACGAUCGCUGGCGAGGGAACAAGCAAGAAAUUAGCCAUAUCCUGCAGAGGAACUAUUAUUUAUGUGCCACAGAUUGCUUGGUUAUUCUCUGGAACGAUCAGAGAAAACAUUUUGUUUGGAGAGCCCUACGAGGAAUCCAAGUACUCUAGAGUGAUCUAAGCUUGUGCUUUAGGAGAUGACAUCCAGCAGUUUCCCGAUGGUGACAAAGCAGUUGUUGGAGAGCGCGGUGUAGCCCUUAGUGGAGGCCAGCGGGCAAGAGUAAGCUUAGCACGCGCAGUCUAUGCCGAUGCAGACCUUUACUUGUUAGAUGAUCCCCUUAGU